GCAGCCGAGACCUCUCUGCGCUACCAGGCCUGGGGGCUCCUCACCCUCUGCCUGGAUGUUUUCACCCAUGGCCUGACCCCAGAAACUGGCCUGGAUGUGCUGGCCUUUGCUGUGGCUUACGGGCUGACCCAGGUGGGCCGAGUAGCAGAGGACUACAUCUUGGCCACCUUCCCCAGUGUGGUGGCCACACCGGCCUUCCUGGAUCUUCCUGUGCACCUGCUCAUCCGCCUCCUCCGCUCUGAUGGUCUCAAUGUCCUCCAUGAACUGGAGGCCUUGGAAGCAGCAUCCCGCUGGCUUACGGCCAACGGCGAUGGCCAAGAGGAUCUAGCCAAGGAAGUCCUAUCAUCUGUUCGCUUUGCCCUCAUGUCUGGCCGGGAGCUGAAGAAGGUCCCAUCAGUGACUGCAGGGGUAGCUGACCCAAAGGUCCUCCGUGAGCUCAUGGCAGCAAGUUUGGCCCCCAUGGCCCAGCUGCCAUGCCGAGUGCGUUCCUCGCAAGAGGUGCUGGUGGUUUGUGGUGGAGACAAACUGACGACCAACCUGGCUGCCCGGAAGCCCAGCAGACAGCUCUGGUUUGCCCACCGCUACCUCAGUGCUGUGGGGCUGGUGAAGCAGGUAGAGUGGCGGGCACUGGGACACUUUCCUGAUGGCCCACGCUUCCGCCAUGCUGUAGCUGUGGUGGGCAACAUCCUCUACAUCCUAGGUGGAAAGCGCUACUAUGGGGCCCGUGACACCCUAGCCAGUGUCUACAGAUAUCAGCCUAUGGACGAUUCCUGGAAGCUCCUGGCCAGCAUGACCUGUGGGCGGAGCUACUUUGCUGCUGUGGCACUUGGGGAUUUCAUCUAUGCCCUGGGGGGCAGCUCAGCGGACCUCUACUGCACAGACACUGUGGAGUGCUAUGACCUGGCCAACGACACCUGGAGGAGGUGCCAGUCCCUGCCAAUGGCUCUGUGUGGGCACGCGGCGUGUGCCCUGGAUGGUGCCCUUUACGUGUCAGGGGGAUGUGAUGAGGCAUGCCAGUGCCAGGCAUCCUUGCUGCGCUACAUCCCGGGUGCACCUGCCACGCUGCUGGCUCCCAUGAACGGCCAGCGAGCUGGCCACAUCAUGGAGGAAGCAGGUGGGCAGCUCUAUGUAGCCGGGGGGCUGUGUCAGCGGGAAGGACAGACUGGCUACAGGGACCAGCUGGCCUUUGAGGUCUACAGCCCCAAGCUGGAUAUCUGGGUCCUCCUCAGCCCCAUGCCCCAUGCCCAUGUAGUUGCGGGUGCAGCUGUGCUGGGAGGUGAACUGCUUGUACUAGGAGGGUACAGUCAUGAGACCUACCAGGACACCCACUUGAUCCACGCCUACCAGCCAGGCACCCGGCGCUGGAUCACCCGUGGCACCUUACCCCAUGCCUAUACUGACCUCCAAGCCUGUGUCCUCACUGUACCCCCUGCCUUGCGGGGCCCCACCUGCCUUGAGGACCCUUCAAGAUCACCUGAAACCCCCAAUAAUACUUAG
This is a messenger RNA of Cariama cristata (Red-legged seriema), 1497 nucleotides long. It is a transcript of the gene KLHL33, whose product is annotated as kelch-like family member 33. The transcript is spliced from 3 exons. The annotation marks the transcript as partial. Lineage: Eukaryota; Metazoa; Chordata; Aves; Cariamiformes; Cariamidae. Gene Ontology annotation, molecular function: protein binding. The record is from RefSeq and is a predicted model, not a curated record.